Messenger RNA from Xenia sp. Carnegie-2017, 838 nucleotides. RefSeq lists its product as uncharacterized. The transcript is spliced from 4 exons. The coding region runs from base 96 to 695 and encodes 199 amino acids. Lineage: Eukaryota; Metazoa; Cnidaria; Anthozoa; Malacalcyonacea; Xeniidae. The record is from RefSeq and is a predicted model, not a curated record.
GUGACUUGUCGUACGUGGAAAUGUAAUGUAAUCAACUGUUGUUGAGUUUAAAAACCACAAGUUACACAAGUUACCACAACACAUGGACUGGUCAAAUGGAAUUACGUCCCCAAAAUACAAAAAUAGGUUUAUGUUCUAUAAUCUCAAUGUUUUCCAGAAUUUUACAUCUUCAAACUUUGUUACUGUUGAUCUGUAUUCCUGUCCAGUUUCUUGCAGUAGUUUUGCAAGUUCUUAGCCUUGUUGAAUGCAAGCAAUGUCUUCUAUUCGCCAGAAUUUUGGAAAUUGAACGUAUUUUAGAAGGGGGAUUUGUUGGUUGGUGCUACAUGCUGGUUGCUCAUGGAUUUUUGAUAAUUUUAUUUUGUUGUGUAAUGUUGUCAAGGUGCCCUGCUUGGGUAAUUUCAUUUGGAAGUUUGUGGCUUUCCAAAAAGUACUGGAUGAUGCUGUGCGUUUGUAUAUCAACCAUAAUUGCAACAAUAUUCAUUGCUGUUGGUUGGCAUCAAUUUUGCAAUAGUUUUAAAGUGGUGAGAUGCUACCACACUUCAUCUCUCCUUAUUGACUGGAAAGCAUACACACCAAAAUAUUCAAAUUGUUAUAACACAUAUUAUUACUACAGAAUAACAGAGCUGUGUUUUGUAUGGUCUUCGGUGUCAAUGAUCUUCACGUUACUACUUGCCAUUUACACUGAUAAGAUUUAAUUAAAUUUUCUAUUUCAUGUAAAUAUGUCAAUGUUCUAAUGUUUGGUAGGUGGGAUUUCAUUUUACUUUGUAAAAAUGUAUCAUGUUCAGCUCCUGUAAAUCAUCUUCAGAAUAAUUAAGGGACAAAUCAUUUGCAUUCACAA